Molecule: messenger RNA, 15678 nt
Organism: Symbiodinium sp. CCMP2592
Lineage: Eukaryota; Dinophyceae; Suessiales; Symbiodiniaceae
Source: the annotation of a GenBank genome assembly
AUGCACAACUGCGAUUGUGGACUGCGGCCUGCUGAUGGGCAGCCUCUUCCGAGGCAGGGUGGUGACGGGCAAGUGCAAGGGAUCUCGGGUCAGGACCUGGACUCUGCUGCCAUUUUGCACUCCUGCUUGUCUGAGGGCUGCUCGGGUCCCACUGGCCUAAGGUUUGGAGGCGGCAACCCGUUUGAGGGCAUGAUGGCCAGCAUCACGGAACAGCUUAUGCCCAUGAUCACUGCGCUCAUUCAGAAAGCUGUGCAGGAAGCCAUUGCAAAUGCAAUGGGAGGUGCCCCGGCAACCCCUCCCCGUGUUGUGCUGCAGGAGCCGGACCUGGAGCGAGGGCCCAAGCGCCAUAAGCCUGACCCUAACCCCAGCAACAAGCGAAAAAACCAUGAGUCGAGCCGUCAUCCUUCGUCUCGUGAGCCGGGCGAGGGCAAAGCAGCUGGUGGCAGAGGUGGUCAGCCUGCUGCUGCAAAGGGCUCGGCCAAGGGUGCUGCUAAAGGCAGUGCAGAGGCGGCCCCACCCAAGUCUGGACCUAAGGGCAAAGGGCAGGGCGACCGGCCUCCUCGUGAUGCUGAGGGCUGGACCAAGGUUCAGCGUGCUCCCCCGCAGGGCCCCUUCCAGCUCCGAAGGCAGGAUUGGAGCGCGCAGUUGUUGUCGCAGGAUGGCAUUGCCAAAGCAUUGGACGAACUUAAACCGGGUUCUACUCUGGAAGCUGUCAUUCUUGUUGAGCCCUCGGCGCUGCCGAGAAUUCGCACCAUGCUUGCAGGCACCAGCAAAUCCCAUAAAAUCACCCUUGUUACCUUGGACGCGAAUGGUCCUCACAAGGUCCCGGGAAGUGUGGGUGAUCUCCUACGUUUUCGACGAGCCUCGAUUGCACAUUGCAAAUCUGACCCUGCUGAUGGUGGUGUCCCUUGCUUUGCGGGGCACAAGGCCAAGGCCAUUAAAGUUGUUCCUGCGUCCACUUCGGUCGUCUACUUUAAGGUGCCUGAGAUGUACAUGACGCCUGAUAAAUUCAAGCAUUGGAAGAACAACCCGAGUCGUGCUGCUUCUUCUUGGGCAAGCUCUCACCAAAUCACUUUGAGUGACACGUGGGGUUGGGUCGAGGAGCAGCAGGCUGGCAAGCAAGGACUGCAGUUGUUUGGCAUUGCUCGCCUCCUGGACUCCGAGUUGUCUUCUCUCGUUGCUGUCAGUGGCCGGGAUGGAGUUUUUGUUGAUGUGCCGCGCGGCAAGCUUGUCUCCACUGUGCAGUGGCUUGCUGUUACCAAGGGGGAAGCUCCGACUGCGUACCUUGAACGCGGCCUCCGUAUGAGUGCUGUCCCGCGUGUUUGGAAUUUCCCUCAUGUGCCGGCUAGCUGGGGACAGAAGGAAGUGCUGCAGGUGCUGGACCAAUCCUUCAAGGAUGUGGCUUUGAUUCAGCAUAAGCGCACUGGCGCUGAGUACUUGUAUCGCUUCAGAGCUACGCUUAAACACGGCGAUCUUGAUCUGGUUCCUUUGAGUGCUAUCGUCGAGAGCGAGCCGGGGAAGGACAAUGAAAUCACGCUGUGGGCUACGGUUGCACCCUAUAAGCCUAAGCAAGCUAAGCAGCGACCUCUGCGAUGUGCGCCGACUCCCUGUCUUGCCAAGGAGAAGCCUGCAUUGGAGCCCCAAUCCGUUAAAAUUCAGGUCCCCGCUGAACUGGAUGAUGACGGUAAGGAGGUGUCCCCUGCCAAACAUGUUGCGGCUUCGCAUCGGCAAAUCCCCUCGGGGUGUGAUCUCAUUGAGACUCCGAAAGACGGAGCCUGUUUGUUUCACGCCAUAGCGCGUGGCCUCCACUGGCUUUCGGGCCCUAAGAAAACCGAGCACUCCCACAGGGACUUGAGGGCGCGCUGUGUAGAGCACUUACGAAAAUAUGCUUCGCAAUAUAUAGGGGAAUGGGACGGCCACGGGCCGGCUCUACAAAAAUUGCGCGAAAAUGCCGCAUCUCCGGAGGACGCCUUUGAGGAAUACCUCAAGUUAAUUGCUUCGGAAUCUGCAUACGCCUCUACCAUCGAGCUGAAGGCUCUCGGACGUUUAUUUGAUUGCCACAUCCUUGUGAUCCCACGCGAUGGGAAUUUUAGUGCGAUGUCGUUUCAUGCGCAGCAGCGCAAAAGGAGGCUGGUGUUAUGGUACACGCCUCGGCACAUCGAGCUUCUUUUGCCAGCUAAGGAUGCUAAAGACUACCCAGAGGAGGUUUUCUCCGUUACGAGUGGUGCUGUCGUUGACCUGAGGGCUGGAGGGGAUGAUGCUUCCCAGUGCUCUGGUACUGUUUGGACUGCUUGCGCCCGAUCAAACCGAUCUAAGGCCAGCCGAUCAUCCUCUGUGAAGGCGGGCACUGUGUGGACUGUCACCAACGCGUCGAGCAGAAAGACCGCUUCUUCUCUUAAGCGCGCUCGCGGUGCUGCUGCGACGGUCUGGUCCCGAGCCGUCUCCUCUGGUGCUUCCGUGCAUUCUCAAAUGCCUGCCUUGCCGGAGUGCGACGAUGAUGAUGCCCCGCAACCUGAGCGGUUGCAUCAUGCCAGCCGGGCCCUGCCUCAAUCUGCCCUUGUGAUGGCCCGUCGUAAUCGCGGCCGAGCCUUCCCUGAUGGAGUUGCUAAAUGCAGGCUUUGUCCCUUUCGCCGCAAGUGUGCUGAUCCUGUGAAGGCCUAUGCGGCCUAUCAGCGGCACUUCUUGGAUUCGCAUCCGGGGGAGAAGCUUGGGCUCGCUCCUGCCCGCAAGGCUUCCUGUGUUCGUGACCUCGCUGAUGGCGAGGGGGCGUACUGGAGAUGCAAACGGUGCCAGGCAGGCAUCUCUACUGCUGAUGCGGCCCGUUUUGGCAAGGACUCUCUGUGCCGCUUUCGCCGGGAGCAUAAAACACAGGCCCACCCGCGCGUCUCUUGGGCUGUGUGGAACAAGGAAGCGAAAUCACACUCGGCCACCAAAUGGGCCUCAAAGAUCAGUGUCACUCGCAACAAUGCCCAGAAGGCUAAGCUCCUGCCGGUGCUGCGCGAGCUGGAGGCUCAGGACUUUGAUGCCUUCGGGUGGCCGCGCCAGGCUGGGAAGGACACCAAUACUGUUGAUAAGUAUCCCUUGCGCAUAUGCCCGGCUUGGGUGUGCCGCAAAUGCCGAGCGCCGUGCCCCUCUGCAGAGAUCGCUAGGAAACAUCGGUCGGUCAAGGGACAGUGCCCUUCUCGCACUGCUAAGGCGAGGGCGUGGAUUCGGUUGCGCUCCCUUGCUGCCAAUAAGAAGCUUCAUGAUGCUGCUCCUGCCUCUGUUCGCAAAGAGCAAGGUGAGCUCGCCUUCGCUGCUGCUGAAAAGGUCAAUGUUCCUGAAACGGCUGGCAUCGGCUAUCGCAACCAGUGGAAAGCGCAUGGCCGGCAUGUUGCUCUGAGUGCUCCUGAGGAUCUCGGCAGCCGGGUUGCUUUGGUCAGCGAUUUUCCUUUUCGGCAUGUCCAGCUGUGUAAGGGUCCUGCUUCCACCAGGCACGUGGCGGGACUCUUCAAUUUGCGAUCCCUCCCUGAGGAUGAUUCUUCGCUCCCUGCGAGCUCCCGGAGUGCCACUGAUGAAACCAUCCUGGUGGUGGCCUUUUAUGGCCAGGCCGGCAACGAGCCAGUUGCCCAGACACAAGUGGAUGAGGUUUUGGAGUGUGCGGUUGCCUCGGGUUAUAGGUUUGUGGUUUUGGGCGACUACAACCUUGAGCCUUCCCAAGGCCGCUUAGGAUCGCUAAUUUCGCAAGGCACCGUGCUUGCUGGUGAUGAAUGUGCGCGUGGCCGGCCCCUUCCUGCCACGGGCCCGGUCAAUGCCCAAGGAGUGCGCUCUCGUCGCAUUGAUUUUGCUGUUAAUCAUCGUGACUUGCCUGCGGUUUCUGUGGAUCACUUUACGUGCGAUUUUUCGGACCACUUGGGGGUACACUACUCGUAUGCCCUUGAUGCUCCUUGUCCCUUGGUUGGGCCCAAGCGAUGUAAGCCUCGUGAUGAUCUCCAGUCUUCUGACUUGGAGUCCAGAUGUGCUCAAAUUGAUGCUGGACCCUUUGCGAGCGCCUUGGAACAGAAUGAUUUGGACGGGGCUUGGCGCUUCUUGUCGGACACCGCCGAGCUUCUGCUGUGUGAGCCGUGCUCUGCAGAGUGCGUUCCUCGCGCGUCUUCCUGGGAGCCUGUCGCCCACAGUGCGGCGGGACGGGCUGGCAAACAGCUUGUGAAGUCGGAGGGCCUGCGCCUUUUGCUGCGACUCCGUGCGAGGCUUCAGGCUCUUUCCCACCGGACGAACGAUGCUUUGCUGGUGGCGCGAAUCAGGCGCUCACUCCGGUCCACGCGCUUGAAGGUGCCCAGCCUGCCUUAUGCCCGUGAUGGCGAUGAGCUCUCUCUUCUCCCACAUGUUGCACAGCUCAUUGAGACUUUCAUGCAGCAGGAGGAGGAGGCAAGAAAGCAGAUGUGGCGCACCAGGACGCGUGCUGACCUGCCUCGUGCCCGGUCUUUUGUGAAGCGGCGCGUUGAUGAGCAGCUUGCUUGGGAGCGUCAGCUUCCGGAUGUUGCCAGUCCGGGCGACCCUGCACAUCCGGCGGUCGCGGUUGCAGCUGUGGCAAAGGACCUGCGGGCGAAGCUCUGUCCCGCGUCCUUUAGGGCGGUUGACAUGCAGGCCAUGCGUGAUCUGUUGCGGCCCCUGCCGCGCCCCGCAAGCUCGGAGGUCGUGCCUAACAUCACGCCAGAGGCUCUCCGACGCUCAAUGCAGUCCAUGAGGCACCGUGCUGCCGGGCCGGAUGCGUGGAAACCUGGACUGCUAUGUUCCAUGCCUGAUCUUUGGUGGGUGUGGACCCACACGGUGUGGACCUCCCAGCUGUGGAAUCGGUGCCUUGCUUGUUGUGACGUCCCCGCCCAGUGGGCACAGGCACGUGUGGUGAUGAUUAAGAAAAUCAAGGGGGGCUUCAGGCCGUUAACCAUCUCUCAAGCUGUCUGGCGUGCGGGAGCAAGGAUUUUGAAUGCCCAACUCUCCGACUGGAUAGGUUCUUGGAGCUCUCCGUCGGAUGCCGGUGGCAUCCCGGGCACGUCGGUGUCGGGUGCCCUGCUUCAGCUGAAUGCUGCAAUGCGCGGUGGCGCUAACGUUGCGGUUCAACAGGACAUUGCGGGGUUCUUUGAUGCCAUCCAGUUUGAAGCCCUAGAGGUCCUCCUUUCUCAUUUGAAAGCGCCGCCUUUUCUUUGGCCGCUGCUGAAGGCCUUUUACACGCGAGCUUCGCGCAUCGUCCAACUUGAUGGUGCAUACAGUGAUGCCUGGUUUAAGCCCCGCUUGGGUAUAGCUCAGGGUUGUCCCUUAAGUCCCACCCUUGCUGCCGCAUUUAGCCACCUUUGGACCUUGGCUGUGUUGAGGCAAGGGGUUUCAGGCCUGGUCUACCUGGACGACCGGUCCUUCUGGACUUUCUCUGCGGAUCUUGGCGACCUGGAGCAUGCGAUUCGGCGCUCCGACCGAUUCGAUGCCACUUGUGGUCUUGAAAUUUCCCUGCCAAAGUGUGCGAUCGUGGCGCCGGAGGGUCAUGUCGAGGCCUCUGCUCUGGCUGCCCGAUUCAACUAUCAGUUUUCGCAAACCCUUGAAGUCUUAGGUGUCACUGUUUCCUUUAAUGAUGAAUGGGGCUUGCUGAAAUUUUCCUUGAGAAAAGCUUUGCUGCGCAUGGACCUUUUGCGCUGGGUGACCGCUUGCAGUCGACUGCGGGCCCUCAUGCUGAAAUCACUUGUUUACCCGUGCUUGGUGUGGGCCGCUGCCUAUGCCACGCCACUGGCAGGCGAGAUGAAGCAAGUUAGAGAUGCUGCGAUUCGUGUUUUUGACUGUCAAUUUUCCUUUGAAGCCCCGCGUGUCCUGAUCUUCGAACAUGUGGGGUGGAUGCUGGAGCCACAGUGCGCUGCUGACUCUGCUGUGCUCCGCGAGGCCUGGCGCCUCCUCUGCAAGCCUCCGGCCUUUGCUCUGGAGCAGCCGCGUGAUGCCCGGGGCCAGCGCUGGGAUCAGCUGUUGCCUGCUGCGCCUGGCCUCCUUCGCAAAUUGGGGUGGAGCGUUGUUGAACGCCCUGAUGGCUUCUUUUUCGCCUGCCGUGAUGACUUAGGGAUCUCUCGUGAGGUGCAGGUCGGAUGGGAGAGCUUUGCUGAGGUUAAGGGCUGGCUGUUUGACCAUUACCGGCACCUUUACAUGCAGAGAUGCCAGCGCGUCUGGCGGAGCUUUCAUAGGCCGGACCCGAGCCUUGCACGCGGCCUGGAUCUGGCACCUCCGUCGCGGGAUGCGCGCUUCAGCUUUCGUGGGCACCGCGUUGCCAUGCAUGAGGCGACCACUCCUUAUAUGAGACGGGCUGCUGCUGUCACGGGAGGCUCGUGCUGGUUCUUUACGGCCGGGCAGGGUUUGAACGAGCAGCAUAGGCGCAUGCAGUGCCUCUGCGGAGCGACUGCUCCGUCGCGACCGCAUGUGACCUGGGUUUGCGAGUGCACCGAGGCGCUCCGGCGGGAUCACCCCCCUCCGACGAAUCGGGCGGAGGAGCGCAUGUUUGCCAAGUCGACUCCCUUGAAACCUCCGGCGCCUGCCGCCUCUGACUGUGGGGCUUUUCGGGCGGACUUGGAUGCUGCUUUCCGUGCUGCCCUCGGCUCUGGCAGGAGCAGGAUUUAUGCGGCUACUGAUGGCUCCAGCCAUCGAUCUGUCGGUGCUUAUGCGGUGGUGAUCGGCGAUCCGUCUUGUGUCUAUGCCAUGGGCACUGGGGCAGAGGAUCAAUCCCCGUAUCGGCAGGAAGUUCUGGCCCUCCACGCGGCCUUUGCUUCGGUCCACCGGGUGUGGAGUGAGGGCUGCGAGACGUGCAUUUUCAUCUUGACCGACUGCAAAGCUGCCCUGACGGCCAUCUCGGGCCAUGGUGAUGAUCCCUUUAAGUUGGGCCUCUUGCUGAGGGACGCGCGCCGUCUCUGGAAGGAACUGGUGAGGCGCGGCUGUGCUAUCUCCUUGAUUUGGGUGCCGUCACACAAUAAGCACCCCCGCUGGCGGCCUUCGCCGGAUCACGAUGCGGAUGUGCUCCGCGCCUUUAACCAUGCUGCAGAUCAGGCGGCGGGCAAUUGCAUGCAAAACAGGCUCUUGGGCUCUCUCCGGGAGCGAUGGCAUCAACAGUGUGAGCAGGCUCGGGAUUGGGAGCUGGCUACCGUCAGACUUGCGGCAGCUGCUGCCGAGAAGCUGGACAAACAUGUGAAAAGUGUUCCCCUUGAUGAUGCUGAGCCCGCAGGGGCUGGGAGGUACAUGUCAGACGGACUGCGGCUUCCUGACUUCCCUCCCAUUCAACGUGUGGCGAAGGCUCUCAAUGACCUCGGACAGCAGCUGAGCGGUCUUCUCGAAGUCGCUCAGCCCCUAGACCACCGGAAAUUCUGGAGUUUUGUGGCUCAAGUGGGGAGGGGCUCCGCGUGCCUUGAGCUGGUUAACCUGUACUUUCCCGAGUGCAGGGCUGACACUUCCCACACGUGCCUUCGGGCCAUGGCUCCUUCUUCUGGAGGCCUUGAUUGUGGGUGCUACCUACACUUACGGCGAUCGUUGAAGCGAAUGAAUUGUGCUUUGAGUGAUGGUGCUUCUUUGUUGGGAAAAGAAGUGAAUGGGAAAGACAAGAGCUGCUUCGGCAGCUGGGGCAAAGCGUCUGGCAAUGACCGAGAUGCGCAACCGUGGGUGGCUCAGCGCCUGCAAAUGCUGAGCGCUUUCAUUGUUCGAGCACGUGAUUUUCAGCUUCAGCUGUUCCAGAAGGAUUUUGAUUGCUUGGCUCAACGUGGUGUGCCGAGAACUAUGGUGUGGAGUGCAGUAGGGGCCUUUGGCUUGUGGUCAGGGGCUUCAGUGGGGGCCAGCUCAGAUGGCACCAGUGGGGGCAGCAACUCUGCUGCCGUGGCAGAUCCUUGGCAGUCGGGGAUCGCUCUUGCAUCUGCCGAGGAUGAGUCUCAGGUGCAGCUCUCGAUGGGUGUUUGUCGAGAGGAUGCCCUUGCUAUUGCUGGGGAUGACUGCCCUGCUCAGGGGCUCCCUUUGGCGAGUGAGCUUUGUGUGCAUGCUUCUGACACGCAGGCAAGUGCAACAUUUGGGCUUCACAUGAUUGAGGACACUUUCUCUGAGGAGUUUCUUUACUACGUGCCGCAGGCAAGUGCAGCAUUUGGGCUCCACUUGAUUGAGGACACUUUCUCUGAGGAAUUUCUUUACUACGCGCCGCAGCAGCAGCUUCUUCCCUCAGCAUCUGGUCUGGACCUUGGUGCUGGGCCAUGUGGGACGUCGACUUGCGCUGCUGAGAACCCUGUGUGUGACAUUCAAGAAAUCAACAAGACCCGUGAAAGGGCAAAGACGAUGAGCCUUUAUGGCCGUGUUCUUAGUGUUCUGUGGGAGCUCAGCACUAUCAAGACCCGCGAAAGGGCAAAGAGUUGCUGCUGCCAUGGCCUGGGCUUGCUGGCGGCUGGCGACGGUGGCGGCCAGUUCUUCAUCGCGCAGGGCAAGGACACUGGGGCCGACGAUGCGGUGGGUGCAAUCCGGAUUUGGAGUUUUUGUCAGGAGGAGGUGGGGACCGUGCUGAGUGUGGUGGUGAUUGCCUUCAACAGGGUUUCCCUUCGCCCCUUCGGUUUAGACACCCUCCUGUAUGCUCUGGUGCGAUGCACAACUGCGAUUGUGGACUGCGGCCUGCUGAUGGGCAGCCUCUUCCGAGGCAGGGUGGUGACGGGCAAGUGCAAGGGAUCUCGGGUCAGGUUUGGAGGCGGCAACCCGUUUGAGGGCAUGAUGGCCAGCAUCACGGAACAGCUUAUGCCCAUGAUCACUGCGCUCAUUCAGAAAGCUGUGCAGGAAGCCAUUGCAAAUGCAAUGGGAGGUGCCCCGGCAACCCCUCCCCGUGUUGUGCUGCAGGAGCCGGACUUGGAGCGAGGGCCCAAGCGCCAUAAGCCUGACCCUAACCCCAGCAACAAGCGAAAAAACCAUGAGUCGAGCCGUCAUCCUUCGUCUCGUGAGCCGGGCGAGGGCAAAGCAGCUGGUGGCAGAGGUGGUCAGCCUGCUGCUGCAAAGGGCUCGGCCAAGGGUGCUGCUAAAGGCAGUGCAGAGGCGGCCCCACCCAAGUCUGGACCUAAGGGCAAAGGGCAGGGCGACCGGCCUCCUCGUGAUGCUGAGGGCUGGACCAAGGUUCAGCGUGCUCCCCCGCAGGGCCCCUUCCAGCUCCGAAGGCAGGAUUGGAGCGCGCAGUUGUUGUCGCAGGAUGGCAUUGCCAAAGCAUUGGACGAACUUAAACCGGGUUCUACUCUGGAAGCUGUCAUUCUUGUUGAGCCCUCGGCGUCCCGGGAAGUGUGGGUGAUCUCCUACGUUUUCGACGCCAAGGCCAUUAAAGUUGUUCCUGCGUCCACUUCGGUCGUCUACUUUAAGGUGCCUGAGAUGUACAUGACGCCUGAUAAAUUCAAGCAUUGGAAGAACAACCCGAGUCGUGCUGCUUCUUCUUGGGCAAGCUCUCACCAAAUCACUUUGAGUGACACGUGGGGUUGGGUCGAGGAGCAGCAGGCUGGCAAGCAAGGACUGCAGUUGUUUGGCAUUGCUCGCCUCCUGGACUCCGAGUUGUCUUCUCUCGUUGCUGUCAGUGGCCGGGAUGGAGUUUUUGUUGAUGUGCCGCGCGGCAAGCUUGUCUCCACUGUGCAGUGGCUUGCUGUUACCAAGGGGGAAGCUCCGACUGCGUACCUUGAACGCGGCCUCCGCAUGAGUGCUCCUUAUGGCCUUGCCACCCAGGGCGGACGCAUUGGCGCCAGAUCGCCUAGGGAUCCCUCACAGGCUGUCCCGCGUGUUUGGAAUUUCCCUCAUGUGCCGGCUAGCUGGGGACAGAAGGAAGUGCUGCAGGUGCUGGACCAAUCCUUCAAGGAUGUGGCUUUGAUUCAGCAUAAGCGCACUGGCGCUGAGUACUUGUAUCGCUUCAGAGCUACGCUUAAACACGGCGAUCUUGAUCUGGUUCCUUUGAGUGCUAUCGUCGAGAGCGAGCCGGGGAAGGACAAUGAAAUCACGCUGUGGGCUACGGUUGCACCCUAUAAGCCUAAGCAAGCUAAGCAGCGACCUCUGCGAUGUGCGCCGACUCCCUGUCUUGCCAAGGAGAAGCCUGCAUUGGAGCCCCAAUCCGUUAAAAUUCAGGUCCCCGCUGAACUGGAUGAUGACGGUAAGGAGGUGUCCCCUGCCAAACAUGUUGCGGCUUCGCAUCGGCAAAUCCCCUCGGGGUGUGAUCUCAUUGAGACUCCGAAAGACGGAGCCUGUUUGUUUCACGCCAUAGCGCGUGGCCUCCACUGGCUUUCGGGCCCUAAGAAAACUGAGCACUCCCACAGGGACUUGAGGGCGCGCUGUGUAGAGCACUUACGAAAAUAUGCUUCGCAAUAUAUAGGGGAAUGGGACGGCCACGGGCCGGCUCUACAAAAAUUGCGCGAAAAUGCCGCAUCUCCGGAGGACGCCUUUGAGGAAUACCUCAAGUUAAUUGCUUCGGAAUCUGCAUACGCCUCUACCAUCGAGCUGAAGGCUCUCGGACGUUUAUUUGAUUGCCACAUCCUUGUGAUCCCACGCGAUGGGAAUUUUAGUGCGAUGUCGUUUCAUGCGCAGCAGCGCAAAAGGAGGCUGGUGUUAUGGUACACGCCUCGGCACAUCGAGCUUCUUUUGCCAGCUAAGGAUGCUAAAGACUACCCAGAGGAGGUUUUCUCCGUUACGAGUGGUGCUGUCGUUGACCUGAGGGCUGGAGGGGAUGAUGUUUCCCAGUGCUCUGGUACUGUUUGGACUGCUUGCGCCCGAUCAAACCGAUCCAAGGCCAGCCGAUCAUCCUCUGUGAAGGCGGGCACUGUGUGGACUGUCACCAACGCGUCGAGCAGAAAGACCGCUUCUUCUCUUAAGCGCGCUCGCGGUGCUGCUGCGACGGUCUGGUCCCGAGCCGUCUCCUCUGGUGCUUCCGUGCAUUCUCAAAUGCCUGCCUUGCCGGAGUGCGACGAUGAUGAUGCCCCGCAACCUGAGCGGUUGCAUCAUGCCAGCCGGGCCCUGCCUCAAUCUGCCCUUGUGAUGGCCCGUCGUAAUCGCGGCCGAGCCUUCCCUGAUGGAGUUGCUAAAUGCAGGCUUUGUCCCUUUCGCCGCAAGUGUACUGAUCCUGUGAAGGCCUAUGCGGCCUAUCAGCGGCACUUCUUGGAUUCGCAUCCGGGGGAGAAGCUUGGGCUCGCUCCUGCCCGCAAGGCUUCCUGUGUUCGUGACCUCGCUGAUGGCGAGGGGGCGUACUGGAGAUGCAAACGGUGCCAGGCAGGCAUCUCUACUGCUGAUGCGGCCCGUUUUGGCAAGGACUCUCUGUGCCGCUUUCGCCGGGAGCAUAAAACACAGGCCCACCCGCGCGUCUCUUGGGCUGUGUGGAACAAGGAAGCGAAAUCACACUCGGCCACCAAAUGGGCCUCAAAGAUCAGUGUCACUCGCAACAAUGCCCAGAAGGCUAAGCUCCUGCCGGUGCUGCGCGAGCUGGAGGCUCAGGACUUUGAUGCCUUCGGGUGGCCGCGCCAGGCUGGGAAGGACACCAAUACUGUUGAUAAGUAUCCCUUGCGCAUAUGCCCGGCUUGGGUGUGCCGCAAAUGCCGAGCGCCGUGCCCCUCUGCAGAGAUCGCUAGGAAACAUCGGUCGGUCAAGGGACAGUGCCCUUCUCGCACUGCUAAGGCGAGGGCGUGGAUUCGGUUGCGCUCCCUUGCUGCCAAUAAGAAGCUUCAUGAUGCUGCUCCUGCCUCUGUUCGCAAAGAGCAAGGCGAGCUCGCCUUCGCUGCUGCUGAAAAGGUCAAUGUUCCUGAAACGGCUGGCAUCGGCUAUCGCAACCAGUGGAAAGCGCAUGGCCGGCAUGUUGCUCUGAGUGCUCCUGAGGAUCUCGGCAGCCGGGUUGCUUUGGUCAGCGAUUUUCCUUUUCGGCAUGUCCAGCUGUGUAAGGGUCCUGCUUCCACCAGGCACGUGGCGGGACUCUUCAAUUUGCGAUCCCUCCCUGAGGAUGAUUCUUCGCUCCCUGCGAGCUCCCGGAGUGCCACUGAUGAAACCAUCCUGGUGGUGGCCUUUUAUGGCCAGGCCGGCAACGAGCCAGUUGCCCAGACACAAGUGGAUGAGGUUUUGGAGUGUGCGGUUGCCUCGGGUUAUAGGUUUGUGGUUUUGGGCGACUACAACCUUGAGCCUUCCCAAGGCCGCUUAGGAUCGCUAAUUUCGCAAGGCACCGUGCUUGCUGGUGAUGAAUGUGCGCGUGGCCGGCCCCUUCCUGCCACGGGCCCGGUCAAUGCCCAAGGAGUGCGCUCUCGUCGCAUUGAUUUUGCUGUUAAUCAUCGUGACUUGCCUGCGGUUUCUGUGGAUCACUUUACGUGCGAUUUUUCGGACCACUUGGGGGUACACUACUCGUAUGCCCUUGAUGCUCCUUGCCCCUUGGUUGGGCCUAAGCGAUGUAAGCCUCGUGAUGAUCUCCAGUCUUCUGACUUGGAGUCCAGAUGUGCUCAAAUUGAUGCUGGCCCUUUUGCGAGCGCCUUGGAACAGAAUGAUUUGGACGGGGCUUGGCGCUUCUUGUCGAACACCGCCGAGCUUUUGCUGUGUGAGCCGUGCUCUGCAGAGUGCGUUCCUCGCGCGUCUUCCUGGGAGCCUGUCGCCCACAGUGCGGCGGGACGGGCUGGCAAGCAGCUUGUGAAGUCGGAGGGCCUGCGCCUUUUGCUGCGACUCCGUGCGAGGCUUCAGGUUCUUUCCCACCGGACGAACGAUGCUUUGCUGGUGGCGCGAAUCAGGCGCUCACUCCGGUCCACGCGCUUGAAGGUGCCCAGCCUGCCUUAUGCCCGUGAUGGCGAUGAGCUCUCUCUUCUCCCACAUGUUGCACAGCUCAUUGAGACUUUCACGCAGCAGGAGGAGGAGGCAAGAAAGCAGAUGUGGCGCACCAGGACGCGUGCUGACCUGCCUCGUGCCCGGUCUUUUGUGAAGCGGCGCGCUGAUGAGCAGCUUGCUUGGGAGCGUCAGCUUCCGGAUGUUGCCAGUCCGGGCGACCCUGCACAUCCGGCGGUCGCGGUUGCAGCUGUGGCAAAGGACCUGCGGGCGAAGCUCUGUCCCGCGUCCUUUAGGGCGGUUGACAUGCAGGCCAUGCGUGAUCUGUUGCGGCCCCUGCCGCGCCCCGCAAGCUCGGAGGUCGUGCCUAACAUCACGCCAGAGGCUCUCCGACGCUCAAUGCAGUCCAUGAGGCACCGUGCUGCCGGGCCGGAUGCGUGGAAACCUGGACUGCUAUGUUCCAUGCCUGAUCUUUGGUGGGUGUGGACCUCCCAGCUGUGGAAUCGGUGCCUUGCUUGUUGUGACGUCCCCGCCCAGUGGGCACAGGCACGUGUGGUGAUGAUUAAGAAAAUCAAGGGGGGCUUCAGGCCGUUAACCAUCUCUCAAGCUGUCUGGCGUGCGGGAGCAAGGAUUUUGAAUGCCCAACUCUCCGACUGGAUAGGUUCUUGGAGCUCUCCGUCGGAUGCCGGUGGCAUCCCGGGCACGUCGGUGUCGGGUGCCCUGCUUCAGCUGAAUGCUGCAAUGCGCGGUGGCGCUAACGUUGCGGUUCAACAGGACAUUGCGGGGUUCUUUGAUGCCAUCCAGUUUGAAGCCCUAGAGGUCCUCCUUUCUCAUUUGAAAGCGCCGCCUUUUCUUUGGCCGCUGCUGAAGGCCUUUUACACGCGAGCUUCGCGCAUCGUCCAACUUGAUGGUGCAUACAGUGAUGCCUGGUUUAAGCCCCGCUUGGGUAUAGCUCAGGGUUGUCCCUUAAGUCCCACCCUUGCUGCCGCAUUUAGCCACCUUUGGACCUUGGCUGUGUUGAGGCAAGGGGUUUCAGGCCUGGUCUACCUGGACGACCGGUCCUUCUGGACUUUCUCUGCGGAUCUUGGCGACCUGGAGCAUGCGAUUCGGCGCUCCGACCGAUUCGAUGCCACUUGUGGUCUUGAAAUUUCCCUGCCAAAGUGUGCGAUCGUGGCGCCGGAGGGUCAUGUCGAGGCCUCUGCUCUGGCUGCCCGAUUCAACUAUCAGUUUUCGCAAACCCUUGAAGUCUUAGGUGUCACUGUUUCCUUUAAUGAUGAAUGGGGCUUGCUGAAAUUUUCCUUGAGAAAAGCUUUGCUGCGCAUGGACCUUUUGCGCUGGGUGACCGCUUGCAGUCGACUGCGGGCCCUCAUGCUGAAAUCACUUGUUUACCCGUGCUUGGUGUGGGCCGCUGCCUAUGCCACGCCACUGGCAGGCGAGAUGAAGCAAGUUAGAGAUGCUGCGAUUCGUGUUUUUGACUGUCAAUUUUCCUUUGAAGCCCCGCGUGUCCUGAUCUUCGAACAUGUGGGGUGGAUGCUGGAGCCACAGUGCGCUGCUGACUCUGCUGUGCUCCGCGAGGCCUGGCGCCUCCUCUGCAAGCCUCCGGCCUUUGCUCUGGAGCAGCCGCGUGAUGCCCGGGGCCAGCGCUGGGAUCAGCUGUUGCCUGCUGCGCCUGGCCUCCUUCGCAAAUUGGGGUGGAGCGUUGUUGAACGCCCUGAUGGCUUCUUUUUCGCCUGCCGUGAUGACUUAGGGAUCUCUCGUGAGGUGCAGGUCGGAUGGGAGAGCUUUGCUGAGGUUAAGGGCUGGCUGUUUGACCAUUACCGGCACCUUUACAUGCAGAGAUGCCAGCGCGUCUGGCGGAGCUUUCAUAGGCCGGACCCGAGCCUUGCGCGCGGCCUGGAUCUGGCACCUCCGUCGCGGGAUGCGCGCUUCAGCUUUCGUGGGCACCGCGUUGCCAUGCAUGAGGCGACCACUCCUUAUAUGAGACGGGCUGCUGCUGUCACGGGAGGCUCGUGCUGGUUCUUUACGGCCGGGCAGGGCUUGAACGAGCAGCAUAGGCGCAUGCAGUGCCUCUGCGGAGCGACUGCUCCGUCGCGACCGCAUGUGACCUGGGUUUGCGAGUGCACCGAGGCGCUCCGGCGGGAUCACCCCCCUCCGACGAAUCGGGCGGAGGAGCGCAUGUUUGCCAAGUCGACUCCCUUGAAACCUCCGGCGCCUGCCGCCUCUGACUGUGGGGCUUUUCGGGCGGACUUGGAUGCUGCUUUCCGUGCUGCCCUCGGCUCUGGCAGGAGCAGGAUUUAUGCGGCUACUGAUGGCUCCAGCCAUCGAUCUGUCGGUGCUUAUGCGGUGGUGAUCGGCGAUCCGUCUUGUGUCUAUGCCAUGGGCACUGGGGCAGAGGAUCAAUCCCCGUAUCGGCAGGAAGUUCUGGCCCUCCACGCGGCCUUUGCUUCGGUCCACCGGGUGUGGAGUGAGGGCUGCGAGACGUGCAUUUUCAUCUUGACCGACUGCAAAGCUGCCCUGACGGCCAUCUCGGGCCAUGGUGAUGAUCCCUUUAAGUUGGGCCUCUUGCUGAGGGACGCGCGCCGUCUCUGGAAGGAACUGGUGAGGCGCGGCUGUGCUAUCUCCUUGAUUUGGGUGCCGUCACACAAUAAGCACCCCCGCUGGCGGCCUUCGCCGGAUCACGAUGCGGAUGUGCUCCGCGCCUUUAACCAUGCUGCAGAUCUGGCGGCGGGCAAUUGCAUGCAAAACAGGCUCUUGGGCUCUCUCCGGGAGCGAUGGCAUCAACAGUGUGAGCAGGCUCGGGAUUGGGAGCUGGCUACCAUCAGACUUGCGGCAGCUGCUGCCGAGAAGCUGGACAAACAUGUGAAAAGUGUUCCCCUUGAUGAUGCUGAGCCCGCAGGGGCUGGGCCUUGA